GCCGCAAGCCGAGGCCGCAAUCGAACCGAAUUUGCAAGCAGCGCUCGCAGCACUCAGUCAAGUGCUUUGCAACUACAAGAAGCGCACGUACGCGUGACAGCACCGGCUGCUUUUGCGUGCGACGCGCAAAAAAGUCCCCUCGCCUGUGGUCGCCUUUGCAAAGCUAAAGCAGCGACGGCGCGCAGCACCAGUGCCACAGCGCUCGGAAACAGAAUACCACAACCAUCACGAUGAAGUCCUCCGGCCUCCAGCGCACGUCGUCCAUGACGGCGAUGAUCGACCGCAAGAAGCGGCCGAUCGAACCCGCGUCGCAGCAGGCGCGCGCGCGCAUGCGCGAGUACGUCGAAGCCCACGGCGGUUCAAGUCCCAUCCACACCAUCCUCAUCGCGAACAACGGCAUGGCGGCCACGAAGGCCAUGCUUUCGCUCCGCGAGUUCGCUUUUGAUGUACUAGGAGACGCCAAGGCCCUGACCUUCGUGGCCAUGGCUUCGGGUCAAGAUUUGGACGCUAAUGCGGAAUUUGUACGAUUAGCUGAUAGAGUCGUAGAAGUCCCUUCGGGAUCGAACAAGAACAACUACGCGAACGUCGAGCUGAUCAUCGACGUCGCCGAACGAGAAGCCGUCGACGCGGUCUGGCCCGGCUGGGGCCACGCGUCGGAGUACCCGGAAUUGCCCGACGGCUUAGCGAAACGCAACAUCACGUUCAUCGGCCCCUCGGGCGGUCCGAUGCGGGCUCUGGGCGACAAGAUCGCCGCGUCCAUUCUAGCACAGACGGCGCGCGUGUCGUCGAUCCCUUGGUCUGGUGAUGGUAUUACUUGUGACCCGAAGGUCGUGAUUGAGACGGGCGCGAUCCCGCCCGAGCUCUUCCGUCGGUGCUCGGAGCAGAAAAGGACCUUUAACGUAACGGUGUCGCCGCGACGGCGUCGACGCGAUGCCGCCUCGCCUCGACGGCGUCGACGCGGCCGCAUGAGAGUCCACGCGUCUCGCGAACGAACGGACGCGGUUUCGCGACUGUAUCGAUCCACGCAGGCAAGGCCAUGGUCACGACGGAGGAAGAAUGCAUAGCGGCGGCGGAGCGCAUCGGCUACCCCGUCAUGUUGAAAGCUUCCGAAGGCGGCGGCGGCAAGGGCAUCCGCAUGAGCAAAGACGCCGCGGAACUUAGGAACAACUUCGUUCAGGUGACGAACGAAGUGCCGGGUGCGCGGCGGCGUCCCCUUCGACGCCAUCGACGCGACGCGGCGCCUGCUCGCAACAACAAACUCACGCUCGAACCACGCGCAGGCUCGCCCAUGUUCCUCAUGCAGCUCUGUAGUAACGCGCGGCAUCUGGAGGUGCAGAUCGUCGGCGACAAGCACGGCCAGGCCGUGGCAUUGAACGGGAGAGAUUGUAGCACACAAAGGCGCUUCCAGAAGAUCUUCGAGGAGGCUCCGGCGGCCAUCGCCGACCCGGGCGUGUUUCGCGAGAUGGAGCUCGCGGCGAUGCGCUUGACGCAGUCCAUCGGCUAUUCAGGUGCCGGUACGGUCGAGUACCUCUACCACGCGGCCACGAAAAAAUACUAUUUCCUGGAACUGAACCCGAGACUCCAAGUCGAGCACCCCUGCACGGAGGGCAUCACGGACAUCAACAUGCCCGCGACGCAGCUGCAGGUGGCCAUGGGCAUUCCGUUGCACCGCAUUCCGCACAUCCGACGGUUUUAUGGGUUGGAAGAUGUCCAUGGAAGUUCAACGAUUGAUUUCCAUGAGGUUAGAUAUCCUAAAAUAACGAAGCACGUCAUCGCCGCGCGCAUCACGGCGGAAAACCCUGAUGAAGGGUUCAAGCCGACGUCCGGGUCCAUAGAAAGGGUCAAGUUCCAGUCGACGCGCAACGUCUGGGGCUACUUUUCGGUCGGUGCGAAUGGAGGCAUCCACGAGUUCGCCGACUCGCAAUUCGGGCAUAUCUUUGCUUCGGGUGCGACGCGCGAGAUCGCGCGGCGCCAUCUAGUACUGGCGCUGAAGUCUGUGGAGAUCCGAGGUAAAAUUCGAAACCCCGUCGAGUACCUCGUGGAAUUGCUCGAGACGGACGCCUUCAAGGCCAACGAUAUACAUACGGGGUGGCUCGAUGGUAUAUUACGAGCUAAGAGUAUAGCGGUGCCGACGAACACGCCUCGCUUAGUACUCGCGGCGGUGUUGUACCGGUCCCACCAGUUCGUCAAGUCGAAACGGGAGGAAUUAGAAGCGUCUUUGGCGAAGGGCCAAUUAUCAACGGUUCUCGUGAAAGAUUUGACGGCCUUCUCCCAGACCAUUACGUACGAGGGUUUGAAAUAUGACUUCUUGGUUCAGAAGAGCGGCCCGGAAGUCUUCUCGUUGCGCUUGAAUGAUCAGAGCAUCACGGCGAAGGUCCGGGAGCAGCCCGAUGGUUCAUUGUUGUGCGCCUUUGGGGGUGCUACUCGCAAGGUCCACGGUCUAGAGGAACCUCUCGGUUUAAGAAUCAUCUGCGACGGCGUCACGUGUCUCAUGCCUACUAUUUUUGACCCGUCCGAGCUACGUACUGAUGUGACGGGUAAAGUCGUACGCUACCUCCAGGAGGACGGCACUCAUUUAGAUGCGGGCGCUCCCUACGUCGAAGUGGAAGCCAUGAAGAUGAUCAUGGCCCUGAAGACGGGCGAGGCCGGUAAAUUUAAUCACCUGAAGCCGCCUGGUAGCAUUAUUUCCGCUGGUGAUUUGUUAGCUAAACUGGAACUAAGCGACCCGUCGAAGGUGGCCAAGGUCGAACCGUACCAAGGAGCGUUUGAUGACAUCCUGGACAUCGUCGAGGAGGACGAAACGGCAGCGGACAAAUGUGCUUUACUGUUAGAUGGCUUCGAGAGAGGCGAUCCUACGACCCUAGCGAAGGAUUUGACGGACGACAACGUCAACGUUGUUGUGGAUGAGGCGGCGCAACUCCUCCAGCGGUAUCUAGUGGUAGAGUCGCGGUACGCGGGACGGCCGAUGGACGCCGUGGUCCAAGAGCUCGUCGCCGAACACAAGGAGGACCUGACGAAGGCCAUCGACGUCGCGAGAGCCCACUCGCAGCUCAAACAGCGCACGGUGCUCUGCCAGCAGAUCCUGAAGGAGUUAUUGCAGAUUUAUGCGAACAGGCGGGCGUCUGGUGUCGACCCGGCGCCGAUGACUCUGGUGAGUGCUUUAGCGCAGCUCGCCGCUCUUCCCGGAGAUGCCUACGGCGACUUAGCUUUGUUGGCUUUGCGGGUCUCGUUAGUUGCGAAUGAUGAAGCUCCCACGCCUCGCACCUUAGAUACGCGGUUGUUCGACAAAGCGUCACUCACGCGGGGCUACGCUCUCAUCGAGUUGGAGACGGGUUCGGCAGCAGCUACUGCAUUCUUAGGUAACCUAUCUGUCGAAACUCCUUCCAAAUUGACGAAGCCCGGGAGAGGCGGCGAGCCGCCCGUCGUCUUCGUCUUCUUCUCGGCGGCGUCGGACGCGUUUUUGGGGGGAGCCAAGACCGUGCAGGCCGCGUUAGAGAACGUGCUGGAGGCGCUAGCUUUAGCGAGGAGGGACGCGAAGGUGCCCGUGACGUCCUCUUCCUCGGUUGUUAUCCGCUUCCCGGGCGGCUGGGGCCACGUGGAGCCCGAGAACGGUUUGAAAGCUUUAGAUGCGGCGGCCUUUGCGGUGGCUGCUCGGUUAGCUUCGUUACAUGUUGAUGCCUUGUCCGUGCGAGUGGGAUCGCAAGAUUUAAGCAUGGCCGCGCCGACCUCGACGGACUGGCCCACCUUUAAAUCGGUCUCCAAGGAGCAGGCCGACGUCUUCUCGCCGUCGCCGUUAGCGAAGAGACGCGCCACCGCUCGUAGGGCCGGCUCGACCUUUUGCUAUGAUUUUGUUGGUUUAUUUGCAAGAGAAGUGACCAAGGAGGGCGGCGACGCCUUCGUCGCCGACGAAUUGGUGUUGCAGGGAGAUGCCUUAGAGACGCAAGCGCGAGAACCGGGUCAAAAUGACUGCGGCAUGGUCGCGUGGCGUUGUGCUGCGUCUACCAAGGAGUAUCCGGAAGGAAGAGAAUUUGUGGUGGUAGCCAACGACGUGACGUACCAGUCCGGUUCGUUUGGUGUCAAGGAGGACGCGUUCUACGCGAAGGUGUCGCAGUACGCCCGGGCCCAGGGCCUACCUCGCAUUUACGUCGCGUGCAACUCUGGUGCUCGCAUCGGUUUGGCGGAUGAACUGAAGCCGAAGUUCCGGGUGGCCUGGGUCGACGAGAAGAACCCCCAGGCCGGCUACCAUUACCUGUAUUUGACGGCUGCCGACUACCAGGCGCUACCUUCCGGUAGUGUGCAGGGGAAAUUGGUCGGCGAGCGCUUCGUGUUAGAUGCUGUGGUUGGAGAAAAAGAUGGCAUCGGCGUCGAGAAUUUGAGGGGUAGCGGUACCAUAGCUGGAGAAACUUCUCGAGCCUACGCGGACGCCUUCACGCUGUCGUACGUUACCGGAAGAAGCGUUGGUAUUGGGGCCUACCUCAAUAGGUUGACGCGGCGCGUCAUCCAGAUGAAACAGGGCCCCAUCAUUCUGACGGGCUACCAAGCCUUGAACAAGCUUUUGGGGAGGGAGGUGUACACGUCGCAGGAUCAAUUAGGAGGCCCGCAAGUCAUGCACCCGAACGGUGUUUCUCAUUUAACGGUGGAGUCCGACGUGGAAGGCGUCGCGGAGAUCAUGCGCUGGUUGUCCUUUGUCCCGAGAGUCAAGGGCGCGCCGCCCGCAAUUCUGAGUUGCGCCGACCCGAUUGAUCGGCCCGUGGAGUUCGUGCCCACGAAGGCGCCCUACGACCCGCGGCACAUGCUGGCCGGUGCCACUACUGAUGGAAGAUUCUUACCGGGUUUCCUCGACGUGGGCUCGUUCAAGGAGUACCUCGCGGGCUGGGGCAAGUCGGUGGUUGUUGGUAGAGGUAGGUUGGGCGGCGCCCCGGUUGGUGUGGUAGCCGUCGAAACUAGACUAUCAGAGCAGCGCGUGCCCGCGGACCCGGCGAACCCCGACUCGACGGAGGUGAUCAUGCCGCAGGCGGGGCAGGUCUGGUUCCCGGACUCGGCCUACAAGACGGCUACCGCCAUCCGCGACUUUUCGGGCGAGAAUUUACCGACGAUCAUCUUCGCGAACUGGCGCGGGUUCAGCGGCGGCACGCGCGACAUGUACGGCGAGGUCCUCAAGUUCGGCGCCAUGAUCGUCGACGCGCUCGUCGAUUGCAGCCAGCCGGUGUUCGUCUACGUGCCGCCGCACGGCGAACUUAGAGGAGGGGCCUGGGUCGUCGUGGACCCGACGAUCAACGCCGCGAAGAUGGAGAUGUACGCCGAUGUUGAUAGUAGAGGCGGCAUCCUCGAGCCGCCGGGCAUCUGCGAGAUCAAGUUCCGGACGGCGGACCGCGUCAAGGCCAUGCACCGUUUGGAUUCAAAGCUCAAGGCCAUGGACAUGAACGCCGACGAGAACGCCGAGGCCAUCGCGAAGCGCGAGGAGGCCCUCGCGCCGACGUACCUGGGCGUGGCCCACGAGUUCGCCGACUUGCACGACCGGGCGGGCCGCAUGAAGGCCAAGGGCGUCAUCCGCGACGUCCUGUCGUGGCCGCGGUCACGCGCUUACCUGGCGAAGCGGCUGAAGCGGCGCCUCGCCGAGGACGCGCUGCGGGCGCGCUUCCGCGGCCUCUCCGAGGACGCGGUAUCAUCAAAGCUCCGGGCGCUGGCCGGGAGCGCCUACGACGACGACACGGCCUUCGUGACGUGGAGCGCGGGCACGGCGGCCCGCGUCGCCGUCGACGCGGCCGUGAACGAGGCCGCGGUCGCGGCCGUCCAGUCCGAGGUGAAGGCGCUGGUCGCGGACCUGGCGCCGUCGGCGCGCGCGCGGGCGCUCGCGUCCGUGGUCAUGUGAUGAGGCCCCUCCCCGUGCACCCCCCCUCCCCCCGACGAGCACGGCGUCAUUUUGUUCCCUCUCCCCUUCCCCGACGUAACAAGUUACGGUAGUA
Molecule: messenger RNA, 5966 nt
Organism: Pelagomonas calceolata
Lineage: Eukaryota; Pelagophyceae; Pelagomonadales; Pelagomonadaceae
Source: the annotation of a GenBank genome assembly